Molecule: messenger RNA, 1989 nt
Organism: Venturia canescens
Lineage: Eukaryota; Metazoa; Arthropoda; Insecta; Hymenoptera; Ichneumonidae
Exons: 5
Coding region: 482-1372 (296 amino acids)
Source: RefSeq, a predicted model, not a curated record
UAUUCUUUGCGCAUGUAGAUAUGCGUUAGUUCUGCUCGGACUUCGGACACGUGAAUUUUGAUAAGGUUUCGAGAAGAGAAAGUUCCUAUUUGUUUGGUGCGCUCAUUGUAUGGAGCGAGAGAAGAGUUUAAAGAACGCAGAGAGCCCUGUGGAGCCGAUAAGCAGCUACAGGGAUGAGAAUGGGUACUUACCAACGGUUGGCCGCUGGGGCAGCGAAUGGCCAAGUUGACUCGAGACGGCAGAGAUAUGGUGCCAGCCACAGGGGCAGGCACGCGGGCCCUGGAUCAGGGGUGUGCCGCUACCCCUGCCUGUCUGGGCCCAUUAUGAAUCACCAGCCUUGAUCGUUGACACGGUUGAACAAUAUGAAGAACUAGCAGGCAGCGUUGAGUUGGAGACCCAGCGCUUGCUGCGAGAGCAUCGCUAUGAUACCAUCGGAAACUUCCUGAGAUUCUACAAGGAUUACAAGGAAAGCAAAGAGCCGAUGGUUGAGCGAUUCUACCAUAAAUACCAGCCAUUAAUAACCCACAAACAUCACACCUGCGUGGGUCUUGGAUUUGAGCUGAUGCGUCGACUGUACAAAUUGAACGAGAGAUAUCCCGGGAUUUCUAGUGGCCUCUACUUAGUAUCGUGCGAAGAGACAAUCGGUGAUAUUGCUGGUUACGUUGGUGGACCACCUGCUGCCGACAGUGGUGAAAAAGAGCACGUACUUGUCUGCCUGAAGAUUGAGAUAAACGGACGUCGCGGAGUUCUACUGCUGGAUCCUGGAUAUCACGUGGCUCGUGUUGUAACAGUAAUGGCCGACAAAUCGUAUCCCCAUACCGGAUGGUUUACGCAAUCGGAAGAACCAAAUUGCAAGAAAGAGUACAAUUAUUCUCUGUGUGCGGAAGAUUCCGACUACGUGGAGUGGCACGAGAGAGAAAAUCGCCCAGGUGCCUUGGAGCGUACGCAAGUCGCUCUCAUUUAUAUAGCAAGGCCGUAUUUGACUGCCAUUGACGUUACCGAGAGAAGAAAUUUGGUUUACAACUUUCGUAGUUUACUCGCUAGAGAUACCAAGGGUCACGUUACUUCCGGUAUAUAUUUUCCGAUCGUACUCGAUGUUAACAACGGACAACACUUCACGCUUUUUUAUCAAACGAACACCGAAAAAGUACGCGUCAAGAUGCCUUUCAACAAAUUCAGCAGUACAUCGAAAAUUGUUCCGAAUGACGAGGAAUUCGCCAUGAUCGCAGAGUGUGCUCGUCAGUUGGGCCUACCGAGAGAAAAUAUGGAGAGCCUUCUAACUGCUCUUGCUACAGUUAUGGCGGAUACAUCGUUUUUGGCACAGCUCAUGGCCAUUAAUUCGAGAAUCAACACUCUCGCAGAAGAUAAUUAACAGAAAUCGCAUCGUCAAGAUGAAUAUUUUGGACUUCGGGUUUCAUACUUAUCGACACUAGUUUUUAUCGUAUUGUUCGCUGCCUUCGGUUUUUAUUCAUAAAUUAUCGACUCCAACAUUUAUUUCGAGUAAAUCAUUCAUGCUAAAUUAUUUUUCAAGAAAAUUGAUAACGCGAGUGAUCGCUUAUGCUGUAGCUCUUUAAGCUUUUAUUUUAUUUUUUCGAUAGACUCAGUCUUAUUAUUUAAAGGAAUAAUUUUACGUACUUUAGUGACGUUUAUUAUUUACUGCUUUAAGUACAAUGGACCUCUUCGGUGCCAGCAUAAUGCAGGUCUCUUUGACACGGACAAGCAUCCCUUGUUUCUACUUUAAAAAUCCAAUUUGAAAUCUUGUCAUUAACGAAAAAUUGAUAAAUUAAUUAUUUUCAUUUGAAAAUAUUAAAAAUUAAAAUGAAAAAUCUUUGAACGACGAUGUCGUAUGGCAUAAAUAAUAUUUUUGCUCUCAUUGCAAAUUAUGUUGAGUAAAACAGAUUUUUCGAUAUUUUGAAAUUGUACUGGCAAAUAUUGUUUUCAAAUAUAUUUUCUUCUUCAAAUGAAUAAACGAAAUUACUGUGAAAAUGA